CCUGCUUCAAUGGUGCCAUGACUAAAAAAAGUUAUUUCUCAUCGAGAUGCUGCGGACACUGUUUCUUAUCCAUUUAUUCUGGUUAAUCUACUGCCACGUUUUAUCAAAGGCACUUGCUGAAGUGCCAGACGUUUUGAAAAACCCAGAAGACCUCGUCGAACCUUCAAAACUUAUGAAUGGUUCCGUAGUGCCACCUCUGACUGAUUUGUUAACCGCGGACAAGAUCAUAGCCAGUUUUGGGUACAAGGCGGAGGAGCACAGUGUAGAUACCGAGGACAAUGAACGUUUUACACUGAAGUUAUUCCGCAUCCCGGCAUUAAAGACGCGUUGUAGGCAUAGGCCUAAAAAGCCGGUAGUGCUUUUCAAUCACGGGAUGACCGGAUCGGCGGACUCGUGGCUGAUUAUGGGACCCAAGAAUGGAUUGCCCUACUUGUUGUCCGAUGUCUGCAACGAUGUUUGGCUGGCCAACUGCCGCGGAACACGUUACUCCAAGGAGCGGAACCCAAAAAUUCCUGAUUUGCACAAAUACUGGGACUUCAGCUGGCACGAAAUCGGAAUGGAGGACCUCCCCGUCAUAAUUGACUACAUCCUUGAUAAGACAAAUCACAGCGCUCUGCACUUUGUGGGCUAUUCCCAGGGCGCCACAACGCUGAUGGUGUUGCUCAGCAUGCGACCAGAGUACAAUGAGAAGAUCAAGACCGCCCAACUGCUGGCUCCUACUGUCUUCAUGCGCCAAUCCCUCAAUCUGAUUUACAAGCCCUUGAGUCCCAUACUUAAAUUAAUGCCCGACCGUGAGCUUCUGCCCACUCUCAAAGAUCUGCACAACUUCCUUACUAACCUGUGCAGAAGGAACAGUUUAAAGAAAGUCUGCAAGACCUGGUUCCUUUUAUCCAGCGGACGAGUGUCGAGACACAUGGACAGAUCAGUUAUCCCGUUGUUGCUUGCCACUCAUCCCGUUGGAAUUUCAACAAGGCAGCAGAAACACUACUUCCAGCUCAAGUACUCAGGGAGGUUCCAACAAUACGACUUUGGCUCCUCGGAGAACAAAAUACGAUACAACAAACCAUCUCCACCGAUUUAUCCCCUGCAAAAUGUCCGCCCGUGUUCGCCCAUUCAGCUGUACUACAGCAAGGAUGACGAAACCGUUUCCCCAAAGGACAUUUACACACUAAUAAACAAUUUGCGCCAUACGGUGGUGGAACAUCUUAUAACAGUCCGCAUGUUUGACCACGCGGACUUUCUAUUCUCGAUUACAGCUAAUAUGAUAGUUAACGUUCCGGUAAUUGGUGUUAUUACCAAAUAUGAGCUUUCCAACAAAAAAUGCCAGUCUUAAGAUAUUUAAUAGUUAUGGGAACAAAUUAAAUGCUUCUAAUUUCAAUAGCUAA
Drosophila ficusphila is the source of this 1385-nucleotide messenger RNA. RefSeq names its product lipase 3-like. NCBI's taxonomy places the organism in Eukaryota, Metazoa, Arthropoda, Insecta, Diptera, Drosophilidae. Gene Ontology annotation, biological process: lipid metabolic process. Gene Ontology annotation, molecular function: hydrolase activity, acting on ester bonds. The record is from RefSeq and is a predicted model, not a curated record. The transcript has 5 exons. The coding region runs from base 47 to 1333 and encodes 428 amino acids.